CGGGCCGCACUGGGCAUGCUCAGCGCCGGCCGGCUCCGCGGCUGGAGGUGGGAAGCGCCGCACUCGGGUCGCCCGAGGCGCAGUCCGCAUCGCUGCGAGGCGCCGGAGAAGAAGGAGGAGGAGGAGAAGACUCCCCGGACCCGCGCUGCCGGGCGUCGGGCGCAGAGCGCGGCGCGGCGGCCGCUCUCGGGCUGGCCAUGGCGAGGGGGGCACGGCGACCACCUGAGUGGCGCAGCGGUGUCAGAUUCUUAAUCAAGUAACAACUCCGUGGAUCGAGGACAGGUUUGUCCCAUGGCCUGCUCUGAAUGGUGUGUUAUCGGAUAGAAGAUUCCAUUGGCAAACCAGCUGUUGCCUUACAGAGCAAGCAAAGAAGAUGGAUCUGUUGAAGAGCCAUCUGACCUCGUGCUUUCUACCUUCUGUGCCCUUUUUAAUCUUAGUGUCCACUCUAGCAAGUGCUAAGAGUGUGGCUAACAGCACUUUAAACGGCACUGAUGUGGUGUUGGGCUCUGUGCCUAUAAUCAUUGCCAGAACUGACCAUAUCAUAAUCAAGGAAGGGAACAGUGCUUUGAUUAAUUGUAGUGUCUAUGGCAUCCCAGACCCGCAGUUUAAGUGGUAUAAUUCUGUUGGCAAACUGCUGAAAGAAGAGGAGGAUGAGAAGGAGAGAGGAGAAGGAAAAUGGCAGAUGCUCGAUGGCGGUCUCUUGAACAUCACCAAGGUGUCCUUCUCAGACCGAGGUAAAUACACAUGUGUGGCCUCUAACAUCUACGGCGCUGUGAACAACACAGUGACCCUGAGAGUCAUCUUUACCUCUGGAGACAUGGGCGUCUACUACAUGGUUGUCUGCCUCGUGGCCUUCACCAUUGUCAUGGUCCUCAACAUCACCCGCUUGUGUAUGAUGAGCAGCCACCUGAAGAAGACUGAGAAAGCCAUCAAUGAGUUCUUUAGGACAGAAGGGGCAGAGAAGCUGCAGAAGGCCUUUGAGAUUGCCAAGAGGAUCCCCAUCAUCACCUCAGCCAAAACUUUAGAGCUUGCCAAAGUCACCCAGUUCAAAACCAUGGAAUUUGCCCGCUACAUUGAAGAGCUUGCCAGAAGUGUUCCUCUGCCUCCCCUCAUCAUGAACUGCAGGACCAUCAUGGAGGAAAUCAUGGAAGUCGUUGGACUGGAGGAGCAGGGCCAGAAUUUUGUAAGGCACACCCCAGAAGGCCAGGAGGCUGCAGACAGGGACGAGGUGUACACAAUCCCCAACUCUCUGAAGCGAAGUGACUCUCCCACCGCUGACUCGGACGCCUCAUCACUGCACGAACAGCCUCAGCAAAUGGCCAUUAAGGUGUCUGUUCACCCCCAGUCCAAAAAAGACCACAUGGAUGACCAAGAGGGUGUACAGUUUGAAGUCAAAGAUGAAGAGGAGACAGAACCAUCAGCUGGACAUUCCCCAGAAACUGCAGAGCCUUCUACAGACAUAACAUCCACGGAGCUAACCUCUGAGGAGCCCUCACCUGUGGAGGUAUCAGAUCGAGGACUGCCACCAACUCACGUGGAAAUGACAGAGCCAGCAGUGACAUGUGACAAAAACACCUGCAUUAUUUAUGAAAGCCAUGUCUAAUACUCACUCCGAAAAGCUAUGCAUAUCAAGAAAACCAGGGGCUGCUCCUUGUAAUACAGAUGUAGUACGCACUUGCCGCUAAGCCUUACCAGGAGUCUCAUCCCUUAGGAGUGAUGCCGCAUUAAAGGAGAGACACCUGCGUGCAGUGGAGUGACUGGCCUCUCCCCAGGAGAAAAGGAUACAGGAAACAUCGGGGUGCAGAAGUGAUACUGGACAGAAGGUGUCUGUCCUUGUGACAUGAAUUGUAGAGGCCAUUUUCUGCCAAAUCCCUUAAUUGAUGAUGCCCUUUUGGCAAAGAGUACACUACUGUAAGAUAUUCAAGAGCCCUGUCUGAUGCAUACUGCAUUGCUUUUCCUUUUAAAAAAUAUAGUCUGCUACAAUAGCAAAUGCACGUAUAUGGGUUUGUUGCACUUUCUUCUUAGUUAUAAUUACUUUCACUGUUCCUUUAUAAUGGAGUAAUUAUUAUAUUAACACUAAUUUACUCCUUCAGGUUGAGUCCUCUUUGCCACUUUUAUCCUUAUUUUUCCCUAGAAUGUUUACCUCAGAGGCUUUGGUAUCAGUCACCAGUUCCAGGGCUGAUAGCUACAAGUCAUUUGUAAUGCUCCAAAGUAGUCACUAUGCUCAUUUUUUUCUUCAUUUCCCAGGCCUGUUUUCAUACACUGCUUUUUUUUUUUUUUUAAAUUUCCAGUGAAGCUGCUGUCUUGAAAGUGAGAAAAACUUUGCCCUGGAAUAGCACUUUAAUAGUCAAAUAAAAAUGUGUUUAUCUGUCCAAUUCUGAGAGCCUUUCAGUGAGCUCAACCGAAGCGUAGGGAGAGAUUGUAAAAAGCUAAAUGUACCACACUAUUCAUGAAAACUGCUGUUUACAUUUAAGUAACAUUGUCCUCUCAACAAAGACUGAUUCUUUACCUGGAAAAUGUAUUGUUUCCAAAGACAGGCAUUUGAUGAUUCCUACAGGUUGUAGAAUAUUGGCUUCCCACAAGCACUUACAGGAGCCAUCUGCUGCCAGUCAACCGCAUACUUGCUAUAAGGCAGCACAUAGAAGGAUCUGUAAAAUGCAUAACCAUGUCCAGUUUUGUAACCCACAUAGCUGACUUGUUAGCUUUUGAAAUAGAGUAAAAGGUUAGGGUAAUGGCAUAGAGAACUGUGCCAUCAAGUUUUAUGCCAAAAUUACUGAAUUACAGUGGACCCUUGGCUUACAAACUCGAUCAGUUCCAGAGGGCUGGUUGUAAGUCAAGUUGGUUGUAAGUCAAUACAGUUGAGAUCUGGAUGUUUACCUGGGUACAUGCUGUAGAUAACAAGAGGCAAAGGAAUCUUCCAUUAACCUAAUUAACCAAGUUGUUCAUAUGUCAGGCUGCUCAUAACUUGAGGGUUCACUGAAUUUAGUCCCACAAAAGUUGCAGUACAGGCAAGGCAGCAUGAUGUUAUGGGAAGAAGGCAAAACUAAAACCAGUCAUCCAGAGGUUUAAUAUGCACCUAUCUGUGCCAGUCAGCAGUUGCCUGGCUUUGGGCAAGUCUAGGCCUCAGUUCCUAUCUGUAAGAGGGGCUGACUGAUGAGUGCUGAGCACCAGCUCUUUCUCAGAGAACCAAGCCUGUAUUAAUAUCUUUGCUCUUUUCAAAAAUCACUUUACAGAUUCUUGCUUUCAUCUAUUGGUUUCCCAAAUAUUCAUAUGCUGCAUUACUUACUCAAGGGACAGUUUUGAAAAAUCAUAGCAUUUUAAACAAAAUGUGGAACUUCUUCUCUUUCCAAAAAAUGAUUAGGAUGAUCUCUACAAUUGGGAGUUAAUCUUGGUGAGAAUGAGUGGUGAUGUUUCAUUUUCACUUACAAGCAAGGGAGACAGUGACCUUAAAGUAGUUAGCAGAGUUGUGACCACAUCAAAUGUGGUAAGCCUGAUUGAGUUGUCAUGUCAGAACUUACACAGCCCACAUUGGUAAUGAGAGAGUGGACCCAGAUGUUCACUCCCCCUCUUGUCUCCAUCUGGGAAAGUGACCUUGCACAACUGGGGCUUAAUCUCUUUCAUCUAUUAAAAUAUGCAAGCAGUGCUUAGUGGUCCAUAAGAGCCAUUCAGGCUCAGACGUUUCUGUUUUAUGGAAAGUUUGCAGUCUGUGAGAGCCCCUGUUGCACAAGACAAGCAAAAUUGGGAGCAAAACAAAAUGUGUAUGUGAUGCUGGAUGCUUUUGUGAUCCAAACUUUACCGCAAAGAUAUCUGGCUCUGUCACUGAGGGGAGUGGGACUGGCUUUAGAAGUGACCUUGAUGGACUUAUAUUUGACAAAUCUGACGUUGGACUUUGAUCACACAUCCUUUUAAAAGGAAUGAACUGUUGGUAUCCAGUUAGAAGUAUCUAGGAGGGGCACCGUAAGCAGCCACAAGAAAAACAUAACUUCUGCUUGGGCUCUCUGGACUAGGGUUUUAUGUAUGUAGGCUGCAAAAAGUUCUAUUUCCAACUCUUAGAAUAUAAAAAAUUUCCAGUCAUUGUAGAGGUUAACAAAUUCAUACCUUUGCAUUGUUUGUGCAGAGUAACAACAGGGACUUACAAAGCUUGUUUUGUGAUAUGAUAUGAACUUUUCUCCAUUCUAUUCAGUUCUCAUCCCACCCAAGCCCAUGUGCAGAUUUUCACAUGGAGACUACAGAAGGCAUCCAUUCCAUGUAGAUACUGACCAGGGAUAAUAUUGACUGGGCAGAUUUUAUAUAAAGCAAGAGCUAAAAUAUGCAACCAAAGAAUGUUUCCAGGCUGGCUUUACUUCUUUAGACAGAGAUUGUAUAGAUUUUUUAAACUCUCCCUCUUUAAGGCAUCAAAAUGGUCUUAAUAUUACAAUAGCCAGUCUAUAAAAGGAACUUGGCUUGUACUGGGAAUUUUUCCUUCUAGAAAUUCUUCCUAUCCAUCCUGCAGCUUCUUUAUAAAAUGAGAGAGCCCCUUCUUCUAGAAUGUGAAAUGUAGAAGACCUCAUGAUUUUCAGCCAAUUUUUCAAAAAUAAAAUGAACUGUUCAGCCUCUUAAAAAUUCAUAGGACCGUGGCUCUGUGUGUGUGAGCAUGAAUUUGUGAACAUUGGACUCAAUUUGGGCAGUUUUUAAAAUUUGACACUGAAUCCCAAGCCAUGUCCUUUGUGUCUUAUGUAGUCAUUCUUAAAAUUAAAUAAUUUCUGCUUCCUGAGUCAUCCUGGUCAUAUUGCUAGCAUUUUUUUUCUUGAAAUUAUUAAAAUGAUUCACACGUGUGCAUAUUUAAUUCACUACAUUAUUAUAAUCUUGGAUGGUAUUUAUUCUAAAUAUGGGAUUAAACAGAAUUUUAUAUGGAAAAUCUAUGUAAUUUAUAAUGGUUUUGUUUUAUAAAUUAUAUUUUCAUAUCUUUGGAACACAUCUGCUAUUCUCAUCUUUUUCUACAUCAUACUGGAUAAAAAAUACUAAUACUUGACUAAAAUCUUUAGGAACAAAAUGUAAUAUAUGUGAUGUAUGACAUAUAAAAACUGCUCUAAAAUUACCUGAAUGUUCUCAGCCAUCCUAAGCAUUACUUUGCCAUGUCAUUACAUCCAGAAUACCUUGGACGCUUAUGAGCAUUUCUGUUUCCACAAUUAAGGCUAAAAGGCCUGACAUCCCACACAAUGUAUUCAAGAAUCCAUUUCCCUUCUUUAUCUUUUUUUGUUUCAUUUUUAAUUGUACAAGUCUAUGCUGUCUAAACUUCCUUUUGAAGGGCAAUGUAAAAUAACGAGCAACUUGAUGAAAAGAGAGAAGUAAUUUAACUGUGGCUAUGUAAAUCAUUUUAACAGACUGAUAACAUGUUUUAAAUGUGCUUGGGUUGUUAUUCACUGUUGAUCUAGGAUCUGCUCAGCUCUAACAUAUGAAGAAAAUGUAAGGCACACAGAAUAUUUGUAUGUUUUUGAAGAAACACACUCUGCACAGUGUGGCCAAUGUAGAUCAGCUUGACUAUGUAAACACCAGUCCUAGCCACUAAAGAAGUAUUUUAGAAAGGCUAAUCAGUUUCCUUUCAUCAUGCCGUUUGAGUACAUGUUGUAUCAGUGCUAGAACUCUUAAACAGGAGUAACUGGUUCUGUUAACUAGGAAUUUCCUUCAAGUGUUUUCCUUUGGUAAGAAAUGAAGCAUUAACUUAUGUUUCACAUACUUCAUUUUCCACACAAUUCAACUAUUUUCCUUUACUUAUCUUCCCACAGUCUUUGUGCAGUUUUCUAAAGUAAUUCCUGUUUCCAUUCUUUAAGCUAAUUUACUGGUAUUCUUUAAUUAUCUACCAAACCUCGGUUGUAUUCACACAUACAUUUUUAGUACCUAUAAUCUUCAAGAUAUUGAUCAAUUUUACAUUCAUUAAAAUACCCUUCAAGUAGAUAACAAAGUUCAUUUUCCUAAUGACUUUUGUAUAGUUUCUUCAGUGGUUAACAGGUUUGGAUUAAACAAGUCAAUUGUGGAGAAAAUAAUCAAAUAGAUCAGAAUUGCUUAUUCUAUUUUCCAAAGGACUGUGUGUUUUUAUCUGUUAUACAGGGAAAUAUUAUGUAAGGAUAAUGCUCUUUAUGAGAUUUUUUUUAAGAGAUGGAAUUUAUAAAGGGGUUAUUACUAAGAAUACUACAAUCAAAAUCAAAGCUAGAGAAUGUAAAAAUAGAAAGUAAUUCUAAGAAUAUUCUGCAUAAAUUAUUUUUAUUUAACCAAUAAUAAAAAUCUCCAGAUGUAUCUUUCUGACAUCAUAGACCCGCUAACAGUGAGUUAGGAUCAAAGAUGUAUGUACUUAUGUUUGGCCUGCUGUAUUUCAGUAGUUCUGAAUGUCCUUUGUUAAAUUGCAAAAGAUGAAAAUGUAUCUGGACUGAAAUGUCAAUCUGCUGAUUUUGUGAACUAUAAAAUGUUCACUUUCUAAAAAUAAAGAUGUAAACGAAUGACUAAUAUAUAAGUUGAUAUUACUGUAGCAAAACAAAACAUGUGAUCCAUCCUGUAUUUUGACUGUUGCUUUAAUAAAGGGUUUGCACAAGUA
Heterocephalus glaber (naked mole-rat) is the source of this 6568-nucleotide messenger RNA. It is a transcript of the gene Mfap3l, whose product is annotated as microfibril associated protein 3 like. The record is from RefSeq and is a predicted model, not a curated record. NCBI's taxonomy places the organism in Eukaryota, Metazoa, Chordata, Mammalia, Rodentia, Bathyergidae.